UUGUUUACAUUACAAUGCCGCAAAUUUGAAAUUUGAAUUUGAGAAAUGAAAUGUGAAGUCUCAUGUGCUUGUGAGUAUUUUUUGUGUGUUUCCCUAAUAAAGUUAUAUCCUGCCUCAAAUUAUCCAGGUUUGAGUAUUCUUCGUCCCCUCAAACGUUUCGUACUUCUUGAUUGUGAAAAUCUUUCAUUGUUCUUCUUUUACUGACGGAAUACAUAGACUCGAUACUUGUCGAAGAAACGUUCCCAAAAUCGUUUCCAUGCACUCUUCACUCUUACAUGGAGCUGCUCAUGACUUUUAGAGUAUCUUUCCGUGAUCAAAUCAAGAAUGGAUGUCAUCAAACGUUUUGAUGCUAAGCUGUGUCGGUUCUCUCUUUGCAAUAGAUAUUUCGCCUACUCUGGAUCGGACACGCUGUUUGUAGAAGAUAUCUCGACAGGCAAGUCGAGACAAUACAAAUGCCAUCACACUAUUGAAGACAUAGCAUGGUCACCUGAUUCAGAGUUCAUCUGCUGCGGUCAGUAUAAAAAUGGGACAGUGCAAAUUUUUUCUCUCUGUGCACCCCUGUGGAGAUUCAACCUCGAAAGCGGUCAAGAUAGCAUUGCUGACGGAAUAUGGAGCCCUGAUAGCCGACAUUUUCUCACAACUGCCCAAUUCAUGGAAUACAUCACUAUUUGGUCUCUAGUGAACAAAACAGCUUGUUACAUUCAGUUGCUGAAGCCCAUCGCCCACCCAGCCAUCAAAUUUAGUCCUGAUGGAAAAUAUUUAGCAUUACUGGAAGCUGAGGGCACGGAGGACUUUCUAUCAGUUUUUCACUCUUCGUCAUGGGAAAAAUUGUGUACAUUCAAGUGCUCCAAAUACAUAAACUCAUCGGGUGGGCUUGCCUGGUGCCCAGAUAGCGACAAAAUCUGUGUGUGGGAUAGUCAGCUGAAUUGCUGCCGAAUUCUUGUUUGCAAGGUGUCGUCGCAAUCUGUUAUUGCCUCCUAUGCAGAGCCUACAAUUAACAAACCAGCAGGGAUUCACUCAGCCUCGUGGUCUCCGUCAGGACAGCUUUUACUUCUAGCAUCUUACGAUAAUAAGAUUCGUGUGCUGAAUAAUAUCACUUGGACGUCCAUCUCUGAAUUUGAUUGUGGUCAAAGAGUCACUGGACGGGAUAAUUUUAUUUACACCCAAGUCAUAAGUAAACCCUCUCCAAUGGUUUCCAACAAUUCCACUCAUAUCAAAGCAUCAUUUAAGAUUGUGGAAGAUCGACCUGUGUCAAUUAAAUCUGGGAUGAAGAAAUUCGGGUAUGAUCUAAAGUGGUGUCAUAACGGUAAAUACUUGGCAGUCUUUAAUUUCAGAUUUGAUCAUGCUGUUCGAAUCUGGAACAUGGAGAACCUCUCUCUUCACUCUAUGAUUCUCCUUGACUUUCCAAUCUCAGAUUUCAAGUGGUCUCCUGUGUAUCAUCGGCUUGUCCUUUGUUUUGAAAAGCCUGUGAUUACUGUUUGGACCGAGGAUAAUGUUCAAAGCGUCUCCAUCCCAUUCCUCAGCAAGAAAGGAAACUUAAAGCUUAAAACCGUCGAAUGGCAGCCGAGAAGCGGAUCUUAUUUUGCUCUUUGUUCAGAUGCAGAAACUGUGUUGGUGAAUUCUGCCAUCUUUUGAUUUGGUGAAUUUAUUCCUCAACUGAGCAGAGAAAGUGCUCCUGAGCCUAGGAUAGAAACGAAAAUUAGACUUUGCGAAAAGGAACUCAGCGGCCCAGUAGCAUAGCUCUCAGACAAGCUUCAUGCGGUUUCU
Molecule: messenger RNA, 1767 nt
Organism: Bemisia tabaci
Lineage: Eukaryota; Metazoa; Arthropoda; Insecta; Hemiptera; Aleyrodidae
Product: WD repeat-containing protein WRAP73
Biological process (GO): microtubule anchoring at mitotic spindle pole body
Cellular component (GO): microtubule organizing center; MWP complex
Molecular function (GO): protein binding
Source: RefSeq, a predicted model, not a curated record